AUGAGCAUGAGACAAGAGGAGGAGGAGGAGGAGGAGGAAGGGAAAUGCAUGUGCACGAGCAUAGGGGGGACGAGCAUGGGCCACAAACCCAUGAAGCCACUCACCCGCUGCCUGUUCCCCAUCCCAGCAUGGUCGGCGUCGUCUGCGGAUGCACCCUCCCUCAACGAGCUCAGGACUAUCUGUGUCGGCCCGCACGACCCGCUCAUCUGGCCCCCAUCUGCUCAAACACCACCCACCCCUCGUUUUGCCUUCCCGCUCAUCUCCUCGCCUCCUCUUGCAUCGUAUGCGGAGCCAGUGUCCAAGUGGCACUGUGUAAUCUUGUACGAUGGAAUUUGGGCAGCAAAUCGCCUCCCUUACCCUCCUGUUGCCUCUCACCCCACCUCCUGCCUCUCAUCCACAGAAGCACGGUGUCUCAUAUGCCGUGUAAUACUUGGAUGGAGGUGGUAUUUCGGGAAGCAAACAUGA
Cyclocybe aegerita is the source of this 465-nucleotide messenger RNA. NCBI's taxonomy places the organism in Eukaryota, Fungi, Basidiomycota, Agaricomycetes, Agaricales, Hemipholiotaceae. The record is from the annotation of a GenBank genome assembly.